Molecule: messenger RNA, 2781 nt
Organism: Python bivittatus (Burmese python)
Lineage: Eukaryota; Metazoa; Chordata; Lepidosauria; Squamata; Pythonidae
Source: RefSeq, a predicted model, not a curated record
AUGAACGGAAUACGGGGCAUUUUACUCCUUAAGGAUGGAAAGCGACCGGAGCUUUUUCAAGUAGAGAAUAACAAGCAUCACGCUGGGAUUGUUGAAAGAACGCGAGAGACGGUAUUGCAGAGGAAAGCGGGGAAACCAGCAAGGUUUGCACACGCUCGUCGAGCGGCAGUCUACGCGCAGCUUCCCACUUUUGCAGAAAUGCCCGAGGCAGGAGCAUGCGCAGAAUUUCUUCCUCUCGGCCGCUGCGCCGACGCGGUCCGCCGGGCAGAAAGGCGGGGGCGAAGCUUCGGGCUCUCGCUGAGGAACCGCUGGGAUGUGGGCUUGGCUGGCCUUGAUUGGGUUGUGGCAAAUGCAGUGGCCAGAUUCAGACUGACUUGUCCUGAAGCCUCAUGCUGGCACUAUUGGAAUGGAAAUUGUUAUUGUCUAGAAGAAAAUCAGGAGGGGACUUGGACCGAAGCAUUGAAGUUUUGCAAGAGAUAUAGAUCUACAGAGUUAGUGAUACUUACAAGUAUUCAGGAAAAAAACUGGAUUUUAGAUUUACCUUUGGAUAAUUUUUGGAUUGGAUUGAAUAAUUUGGAAGAAACUGAAAGCUUUUCAUGGUCAGAAGGCACACGAGCAAAUACAAAUCUCUCUUGGCUUCAACUAUCAAAUCCAGUUCAGCCAAAUACUUGUGUGAAAGUUUCCAAACGCAGCUUGGUUGCUCUCAGCUGUAAUACAGAAGCCCAUUGGAUCUGUCAGCGAAAUGCAGUUGUUGACCGAUAUCAAGAACACAAAGGAAAGGUUCUCUUAUCACCAAAAGGCUCUACAUCUCAAGUCCACACAGAUUUGAUUUCUGCAAAGACAGCAUGCUUGGAGCUUAGAGAGCAGUGUAAAGGAAUAACUACCUGGAAUAAUGCCUAUGCACUUGCCAGAGGAACAGUAUUGCUAAAAAGCAAGGAAAAUCAGUCUGCAGCAUAUGUCAAAUCAGAUUGUUCCUUGGGAUAUUUUGGAAUAAACUGUUCCUCUGUUUGCAAUAAAUGCUAUGGUGAUGAAUUGUGCAAUCCGUAUACAGGAGAUUGUGAUAGUUUCCAUUCUUGUAGAGCUCAGGAUUCUCCUGCUGUUUGUGAACAAGCUUUAAGCAGUGUAUGGUGCCCUCGGUUUUCUGGCUGGAAAUACUGGGAGAAGAACUGCUAUUACUUCAGUACUGAGGCUGCAUCCAAUUGGACGUUUGCUCGUAAACAAUGUAGAAGAUUCAGAAGUACAGACUUGCUAUGGAUUGAUAAAAAAAGUGAAAUGGAUUGGAUAUUGUCUGCAAGUUCAACUAAGAUUUUGUGGACUGGAUUAAAUAGUAGGAAGAAAAUAGCUAUAUGGGUUUGGUCAGAUUCAAGAUCAGCAGCUAAAGAAUUACGAUGGUUGAAAUUGGAAGGGAAUCCAUCUGGAAGAUGUGUAGGUUUUAAUCCUACUAAUAACACUAUUCUAAAGAUAAAGUGUGAUGAAAAUUAUAAGUGGGUUUGUAAGAGAAAGGAAGUGGUAGAUCUUUUUGAUCUCUACACUGAUAAGUUUAUGUCAGGACCAUUAGAGCCAAUGUUUUAUACAUCUCUUUCCACCGCUGUAGUAGACUGCUUAAGUGAUUCCAACUGCACAGGGAUAGUGCAAGAUAGCCGAUUCUUUAGAAGAACAAGAGGUAUAGAUGAAAUUACUGCAUCUGAUGAAACUGUAUUUACAUAUGCAAAACGAGAAUGCACCUUUGGUUACUAUGGUGAUAACUGUGCUUUACGUUGUAAGAAAUGCUAUGGAGGAUUCAGAUGUAAUUCAGUAACUGGAAAGUGCCCAGAAAGGUUGCACUGCAUUGGUCAGUUCAAAGGAGAACUCUGUGAAUUAGGCCUCAUAAAUCCAAAAUGUCCCCUUAAUGCUCCAUGGUGGUUUUAUGAUGGACAUUGCUAUUAUUUUGAAAAGGAAAAAAAAGGGAAGUAUACAUGGGCAGAUAAACGAUGUUCCUACUAUAAGGAUGCUAUGCUUGUCAAGGUUGAUAGUAUGAAAGAAAAGGAGUGGCUUGGUGCUAUGUUGGAAAGGGAGAGCUGGAUUGGUUUGCAACAGCAAGGAACUACAUGGACAUGGAGUAGUGGUCGUGGAAAUGUUGUUCUAGCAAAAUAUGCCUGGCUUUGGAAUUUCCCUGUAACAACAGGCAGAUGUGCUCAAAUGAUGAAAGGAGGAAGUCUUCAAUCAUUGCAAUGUUCUGAACAGCACUUCUACAUAUGUGAAAUAGAAAUAGAUGGAAAUAACAGUAGUCUUACGAAUUUUUUUAUUGAGUAUCCUGGGAAAAUAAUGCUGACUCCUUAUGGUCUCGCUAUGUACAAAGAUCUUGAAGAAGCAAGAUACCAUUGUGUAAUGAACAUUAAAUGUAUUGGAAUAAGUAGCUGGUCACGUGAACAUUUUUCUGUCAUAGGAAUAGAAAUGGUAUCGGGUUCAGCUGAUCAUGUAUUACACUUAAAAACAAGUUGCACAAUAGGACGCUAUGGAUCUUCAUGUGAAGAAGAAUGUCCAGUAUGCAGAGACUCCUCACUUUGUAAUAUGGUGACUGGUUUUUGUGAUGAGAAAACCACCUGCCUGGAUCAGUCCUCUCUAGAGAGUUGUUCGGGGUCUUCUAUCAGUGAGAGAUGCCCAGAUAUAAAUGAAUGGCGCUACUGGAACAGAUAUUGUUACUAUUUUGUACGUGCUUUUAAAACAUGGGAAGAGGCAAAUUCUUCUUGCAGUCGGUUUAGAGCUUCUGAACUUCUAUGGAUUGAAGACCAGGAUGAUUUG